UUUUAAUCUUACUCCUCCUCGACAAAUAUCAUGUUACCUUUAUCAUUAUUACAUACUGCGGCAGGUCAUCCUAUGCUUGUAGAAUUAAAGAAUGGAGAAACCUUCAAUGGACAUUUAGUGAAUUGUGAUAAUUGGAUGAAUUUGACUUUACGUGAAGUGAUCCAGACAUCACCUGAUGGCGAUCGGUUUUGGCGAUUACCAGAAUGUUAUAUCCGAGGCAAUACAAUCAAAUAUCUUAACGUACCAGAAGAAAUUGUGGAUAUGGUCAAGGAAGAAGAAACACGACAACGACAAAUGGGUGGACGAGGACGUGGACGUGGCCGAGAAAACGGCGGUCGUGGUGGUACUGGUCGUGGAGGGAUGAACUAUCGUGGAAAUACUCGUGGUGGUCGUGGUCGAGGUGGUAGUGAUGGUCGAUCAUAGGCAAAAAUCUUUUUCUUUUUGUUGUUGUUGUUGUUGUUGAAUACCUUUUUUUUUUUUUUUUUUUUA
Molecule: messenger RNA, 489 nt
Organism: Halteromyces radiatus
Lineage: Eukaryota; Fungi; Mucoromycota; Mucoromycetes; Mucorales; Cunninghamellaceae
Exons: 1
Coding region: 31-423 (130 amino acids)
Biological process (GO): P-body assembly; nuclear-transcribed mRNA catabolic process; spliceosomal snRNP assembly
Cellular component (GO): U6 snRNP; P-body; spliceosomal tri-snRNP complex
Molecular function (GO): U6 snRNA binding
Source: RefSeq, a predicted model, not a curated record